This is a messenger RNA of Magallana angulata, 1938 nucleotides long. RefSeq names its product FMRFamide receptor-like. Bases 209 to 1348 code for a protein of 379 amino acids. The transcript has a single exon. The record is from RefSeq and is a predicted model, not a curated record. Gene Ontology annotation, cellular component: membrane. Gene Ontology annotation, biological process: G protein-coupled receptor signaling pathway. Gene Ontology annotation, molecular function: G protein-coupled receptor activity. NCBI's taxonomy places the organism in Eukaryota, Metazoa, Mollusca, Bivalvia, Ostreida, Ostreidae.
AGUACACGAAUAUUAUAGUGUAUUUAAUUCGAUUAGAUUAAAUUCAGUAAACGAUAGCUGUACAGUACUUUUUUGUUCUAUAGAACUAAUUCUUAACGUUAAAACUUUGUUUUUGUUUUCUUAUUACAGAAGUAGCAGCGCCAUAAGAGAUUAUAUUCUCUACGACCAUCAAAAUACUUCUGUUAUCUUUCAACGUCUUCAAGACUACAUGAUGUCCCCAAAUAUUUCACUAGCUGUGCUUGAGGAGGUACACACUAAAGUGCAGGCAAUACUAUCGUCACAGGAUAACAAAGUUUUCACCAACGCGGGCAUCACUGACUACGUCUGGAUGCAAAAUCUGCAGCACAACCUGAAAAUGUAUGUUUCACCUCUUCUUUUGGUCAUCGGUCUGAUUGGAAAUAUACUUUCGUUCGUGAUCCUGAGGCAUGACAAAGAGAAGAAAAUGUCCAUCAAUGCUUAUUUGUCGGUACUAGCUCUGGCGGACAUCAGUGUGUUAAUGUUUGGGUUGCUCUCCACAUGGGUUCAUGAAGUGAGCGGUGUGGAUAUCUUCAGAAGUGUCGAUAUCUUGUGUAAAAUUUGGAAUGUGAUUGCAUUUACUUCCAGUAUAUUCUCUGUGUGGUUGAUAGUUGCCAUUACUGCGGAGCGAUUUAUAGUCGUCUGCUUUCCUCUGACUGCACACAGAAUUUGCAACAAAAACAGGGCCAAAAGAAUCAUAACUUUUCUUCUGAUUUUUAGCCUUUGCUUUAAUGCACAUUUCCUCUUCACAACGGGGAUGGUCGAAGUUGACAAAGGUAGAGUUUGUGACGCCUUAGAUGGUUACAAAAUAUUCAUCAGAAAAGUCUGGACCUGGGUUGAUGCAACCAUAUAUUGUCUUCUUCCUUUGCUUGUCAUUUCGGUGCUUAACUCGGCAAUCAUUUCAAAAGUCUUCUCCGCAAAGAAAAAGAGACAGUCACUACAACAUCCAAAUCAUCCAAAGCGCAAAACAUCCACUGCUUCGGAAAACACUAGGUGGCGUGACAUUAAAUUGAAUGUAAUGUUACUGACUGUAUCAAUUACUUUCUGUAUAUCUUCCACUCCGAUGGUUAUCUUAAUGGUGACAGAGGUUCUAUUCCAAGAGAACGCAUCACCCAGAAAAUCAGCGGCACUGCUUCUUGCGCGAACAAUCUGCGAGCUGUUGAUGUACGUCAACCAUUCCAUUAACUUUUGUCUGUACUGUAUCAGCGGGCAGAAUUUUACUGAAAUAUUUUUGAAAUUGAUUACGUUUAGAUUUAGGUAUCAAUCCUUAUCACAGUCUUCAUAUAGGAAGAAGUCAAAUAUCAUGAUAAACAUCAAAGAGACGGAUUGUUGAUGAUACUUGUUUUACAAUGUAGAAUCAUUUUAACAAGAGCUUGGACUUUGGGUAGUUGUGUCAAACGGCAAUGUGACGUAGGCCUGUCUAUUUCAUUGUAUGUCACUCAGCCAUGGCGCUUUGAAAUCAAGAAGAUUUGUCUGGCUUUCGAGCGAAAGUUACGCAAUCGAAGUAUAUUUCGUUUGAAACCAGCGUCAUUUUAACUUAUUUUGACGCAAUAAAUAGAUAGUCACGUCCUAUUGAAAGUCCAAGUUAAAAUGGUUCUAAAUACUAGUUCAUAAAAUAUUCAUUAACCACAUUAUGGUUAGAAAAAUAAUUGCUCAAAAGUUCAACUGUAUAUGCGAGAUUGAAAAAUUAUGAUAUGAAAAUAUCAUCUUUGAUAAUAAGAGAAGAAUGAAUUGAACUUGAAAGUGCCUGAUGCCAUUGCAUACUGUACAUGUAUAAGCAAUGAAUUUUGGAAUUUCUGUUGAAAUGUAGUAAAGACAUUAAUUGUGGUCCUUAGGUAAGUUUUUAUGCUGAUACAUGUAAUGUUGUGCAGAUUUAGUUUUCAAAAUGAACUUGAAUGAAGAGAGUUUUAUAUGAAAAUUCAA